AUGAAGCUUUCAAUGCGUUUGAUCUCAGCUGUUCUCCUCUUGUUCAUGAUAUUCGUUGCUACAGGGAUGGGUCCAGUAACAGUGGAGGCACGCACAUGUGAGUCACAGAGCCAUAGGUUCAAGGGUCCAUGCGUGAGCGAAACCAACUGCGCAAACGUGUGCCACAACGAAGGUUUUGGCGGAGGCAAUUGCCGUGGAUUUCGUCGUCGAUGCUUCUGCACCAGAAACUGCUGAUUCACUGCAUCUCAUAACUCAUCAAAAUCAUCGAUCGUCUUGUGUGUGUUCUCGAAUAAGUCUAUGGUUUGUGUGUUUUCUGUUCUAAUGUAAUUUAUAUUUUAAAGGCCUAAAUGGUAACCGGAUUCAGUAAUAUAAGCAAGACUAAAUUAUUGUGUCAACUGCGAUUCAUGUUCUUGGAAUAAGUAGUUUUGACAAGUUUUUUUUUUUCAACUAUGGUAACGACUAAUUAGUCUUAUCACAUCAUUAGAAUAAAUUUUCUAUAUAAAUAUUUACUAGGUGUUUUGUCCGCAUUUGCGGCUUAAUAAUUUCCUAAUAUCUAUAUUCAAAUAUAAUCAGUUUAUGUA
Molecule: messenger RNA, 581 nt
Organism: Eruca vesicaria subsp. sativa (arugula)
Lineage: Eukaryota; Viridiplantae; Streptophyta; Magnoliopsida; Brassicales; Brassicaceae
Source: the annotation of a GenBank genome assembly